Hemicordylus capensis (graceful crag lizard) is the source of this 4391-nucleotide messenger RNA. Its product is annotated as E3 ubiquitin-protein ligase TRIM7-like. Lineage: Eukaryota; Metazoa; Chordata; Lepidosauria; Squamata; Cordylidae. The coding region runs from base 1367 to 2806 and encodes 479 amino acids. The record is from RefSeq and is a predicted model, not a curated record. Gene Ontology annotation, molecular function: zinc ion binding; protein binding. The transcript has 8 exons.
CCACAGUAACGCCAUUUGCUUUUAGGAUCACGCAUGUAGCACACAAAGACUGGGGCGAAGCUGUGCAGUAUUAUUUUAUUAGGUACUGUUAUCUUUCUUUGCUGUAAUGGCCAUGCAAGCAGAGAGGCUUGGGCAUGCACUAAAGAUGGGUAGUGGAGGAGUACGGACUGUGAAAAGGGGGGCUGAGGGCGAUAUGGAAGCUAUUGCUUGUCCUGUUGGAAAAGUGAAACCUAUUUCUUCUGUUUUAUCUACACUGUUGGGAGAAUGAGCUCAUCUUUUUGAGAAACGGAAUUUAUUUCUUAUCUUUGCUGUAUAAAUACGCUGCCGCACUGGAGUUUGAGAGCGUCAGCAGACCAGAACCUUUGUUUACCAUGCAGCAGAACCCCUGUGAUAUAUUGGAUUUGUGGACAAUGGGCGAGAAAGCAGUUAUCACCCCUCUGGAAUGGGAUCUGUAUUUUUAUUAACCAAACAUGUUGUUGUUAUUUUAAUCAGAGCAGAAUGAUCAAACUGGAUUAACAAGAACUCAGAGACUUAGCUAGUGAAAUACAUAUGAAACCAGACCCGGAUUGGAACUUGUGGGAUUGGUCAACAGGAUGGUUACCCAGCAUUUCCUGGAUAAAGGGAUUGUUUACUCCUUUCGUUGUAGGAAUAGGAAUUUGUGUAAUAAUGUGUUGCUGCUUACAAUGUUUUCCUGUAAUAACCACAUGUGCUAGGGAUGUGUGCCACGCUACUAGAGUAGGAAACCCCACAGACUGAGGAUCAGUUCAUACAAGCCCUCGAUAUGCAAACUCUAUAUUAAAGAAUUAAUAUGUACAAAGAAAGAGGAGGGAAUUGGUGUAGGCCUGAACCAGACCGAAGCCAUGUUACCUUUGAUAUAUUCUGUCUGUGUAAGGGGGGCCUAGGGGAUUCCUUAUGUUGCUUUUCUGUACCAAGGAGGGCCAGGAGAGACUAGAUAAGGGGUGAUGAGGUAUUCACCUAAAAGAGUACAUGCACAGAAGUUAGCUGGAAAUUUACUGAAAGUCCAGACAAAGGAAAGGGGCAGUAUCUCCUAGGUUAUAAAUAUGUCAUGCUUGUGAAUGAACGGGUUCUUGGAUUUGAGCGAGAGCUAUCCAUGACCGUUGCUACUAUAGAGCAAAUAAAGCCUUUUAUAAUCCUUCUCGGCUGGUGAAGUAUUUGGCUACUGACCCAGAAAAGAACCUCUCUUUGUUGGGGUACAACAUAAGAACUGCUAAUAGGAGAGAGCGAGAGAGAGAGAGAGAGAGAUGUCCAUCAGCAGAUUACCAAGAAGGGCAACACCCUUUGGCUAGCAGAAAAGGGAGGAAAUGAAAGUAAAACCUGGGAUGUUUUCAGUCAGUGUGAGGCAGCCAUGGCAGCUGCGGGUGCGGUCAAGGAUCUCUGCGAGGAAGCUACUUGCUCCGUCUGCCUGGAGUAUUUCAAGGACCCCGUGACCAUUGUGGAGUGUGGGCACAAUUUCUGCCGAGCCUGCCUGACCCAGUGCUGGAGAGAGGCAAAGGCUUCCUGCCCUCAGUGCAGAAGAAUCGUGCAGCAAAGGAGCUUCAUCCCAAAUCGGCAACUGAAAAGUGUUGUAGAGAUAGCCAAGAAGUUAAGUCUUCAGGGAAGAAAAAGGAAAAGAGGAAAGGAGGGAGUCUGUGAGAAACACCAAGAGCCCCUGAAACUCUUCUGCAAAGACCAUGAAAGCUGCAUCUGUGUGGUGUGCGACAAAGGCAAGGAACACAGAAACCACAAGGUGAUUCCUCUGGAGGAGGCUUACGAAGAGUACAAGGAUCAGAUGUGCAGCCUUCUAAAGACUUUGAGGAAGAAAGAGGAAAAAAUGCUGACGUAUAAAGCAGACGUAGAAAAGGAAAGCCAGACUCUGCUUGAGCAAACCAAAGCAGACAAGCAGAAGAGGAGGGCUGAGUUCAGACAACUGCACCAGUUUCUGGAAGAGCAAGAGAAACUUUUGCUGGCCCAGAUGGAAGAGCUGGAGAAGGAGAUUGCGAUCAAAAGGGAGGAGCACCUGGCCACACUCUCCAAGGAGCUCUCGUCCUUGGCAAGUUUCAUUCAAGAGAUGGAGGAGAAAUGUCAGCAGCCAGCGAGUGAACUUCUGCAGGAUGUUAGAAGGACCUUGGAGAGGUGUGAGAAGGAGGAGAUCUUUGAGGAGCCAGUGGCUUUUCCUCCUGCCCAGAAGUGGAGGAUCUGGGACUUAUCUGACAUCAACGCCUUUCUGGAGGGUGUCAUGAAGCAGUUCAAAGACACUCUGGUAUCUGGACUUCCACUACAGAAAGCUAACGUCGUUUUGGAUCGAGACACAGCACAUCCCUGGCUCAUCAUGUCCGAGGAUCGUAAAAGCCUGGCACUUGGAGACAAAUAUCAAGCUCUGCCCAUGACUACUCAGAGAUUCGACUACUGUCCUUGUGUGCUAGGAUGUGAGGGAUUCACAGCAGGCAGACAUUCCUGGGAAGUGGCUGUGAGAGGUGAAGGAAACUGGGCUGUGGGGGUUGCCAGAAAGUCUGUGAAGAGAAAGGGCCAUUUCAGAUUAGGUCCUGAGGAAGGGAUCUGGGCUGUAGGGAAAUUGGCAGGUCAAUACAGGGCUCUCACCUCCCCUCUAGGCCCUCCUCUAUCCCUGUGUGGGGCGUUGAAGAAGGUCCGAGUGUCUCUGGAUUGUGAUGUGCCGCAACUGACGUUUUCCGAUGCGGAUACAGCAGCCCCACUCUACACUUUCUCAGGAGCCUCCUUCACCAGAGGGACCGUUUGCCCCUUCUUUCUUGUGUAUGGAAAUAGUUCGUUCCUCACCCUCUCCCUCUGAGGUAGCCACAUGAUCUUCCUCACAGGCCCAGCUAGUUUCGUUCUCCAGACCAGGGCAAAUAAGAAGAAAUCAAAGCUUUCUAGACCAGGAGUCCCUUUUCUGGCUUCCUCUCUCUUCAAUCAAAGCUGAAAAAAGUCUGAUUUUCUCCCUCCCUUAUCUAGAGUCCCCCCUUUCCUUAGAAACUAUUUCUUAAAGACACCGUAGUUCAUUAAUGGUUGUAAACAUCACAGUUUAACUGCAUGGUGGAAGAAAAGAGGGGUACAGUGUGCAGACUCCAGCCAUGACCUCCUGUGUCAACAUCAGAUGUAGGGUGUGUGGCCAGGAAGAGGGGCCUCUUGGCCUCCCUGCCAAUCCUUCCCAGGAGAGUGGGGGGUGUCUCCUGCUCCCAGCUGGUGAGCGCUUUGUUCACCGGCUGGCUGCAGAAACAUGACAAGGGAGGCGGUGUGGGAAGGGAGAAGGCGCACUGUGGCAGCCCCAGUCUCUGGCCACCCAGGAACAUGUUAUUUUAUUUAUUUAUUCAAUUUAUAUACAGCCUUUCCUAAAGUGGCUCAGGGCAACUUUAAAUCAAAAACACAUAAUAAAACAAUUUUUUUUGAAAAAAAAGCAUUUAAACCAUAUUAAAAUUAAAAUUAGAUAUUAAAAGCCAGGCAUAAAAGAUUUGUCCCUCAUUGUCCAAUGGUGUCCCCCCCCCCCGAUAUUAUCCCUCAAGUGACACCCCAGUCAUGAGUCUAGCCUAAUGCUUUCUUUUUGCGCCAGAAAGCAUCAAGCACUCUGCUCCCAGAACAAUAAUUAACAAUAGAUUGACUUUUUAUCACCAAAGAUUUUAUGUUACGUGUACAUGUUGCAAAGGACAUGAAAGAGAGAUUUCCGAGAGAGUCUGAUCUGCCCGCUCUGGAUGUGGUUAUGUGCCCUCCAAAAGAACAGCUACGUAGUUGGGGAGAACUCCUGGACCCAAAGCUCUCUCUGGUUCUUCAGAAUGAGGCAGUGGCCAGGAGUGCUUUCUGCCAGCGUCAGUUGAUGUGCCAACGAUGCCCAUUUCUGGAGGUGAACAAUCCCAAAACAGUGGGACAUAUGCUGGUAAUUUCCAGGCUAGACUUCUGUAAUGUGCUGUACGUGGGGCUGUCUUUGUAUGUAGUUUGAAAACUACAGUUGGUGGAGAAUGCAGCAGCCAGAUUUGUCUCUGGGGUGUCCCAAGGAGACCAUAUCACCCCAAUUUUGAAAGAACAGCACUGGCUGCCAAUAUGUUUCUAAGCAAAAUACCAAGUAGUGGUUAUGAGCUAUAAAACCCUGAAUGGCUUGGGUCCAGGGUAUUUCGAGUGCACAUUUGUCACAAACCCUGAUGUUGACUGAGAUCUGAUGGGCAGGCUUGGUUCCAGCUGCCAGCGGCUUGUUUGGUUGGUGGCGAUGGGAGACCAGGCCUUCUCUGUGGCUGCCCAAGAGCUUUGGAAUGUGCUCCCUGUCAAUAGAAGCUAUUGCCCUUCUCUGUCUGCCUUCAAAUCAGUUAAGAUGAACUUGUUUUCUUAGGCCUUUUGCUAGAACUGUUUUUAAGAAGUUCUUUUAUUAAAAAUUCAUAUAUUAAAAAUUA